AUCGCGGGCGGGUUGGCUGGUGUGGAAAUUCGCUCGUGAAACUUUCAUUUUGUGGUGUUUCCGACUUUGCGAGGCUCUAAAGACGCAGAGAGAUUCUUAGCUGACACCUUCCCGUGGCGAAAACCUCACCGAAAGAGCCGGCGGGCCCCAGCACCGAGAAAUGAGAGAGAGAAACACGUCACAACCACGGGGCCGCGCCCCAUCACUUGUCCUCGUGCUGUGUGGAGUGCUGCUAGCAUCACCACCAGUCACUGCCAAGUACAUAUUCACCGAGGAACCGCUGGCCCGUUUCUCUCCCGCCAUUGGCGACCAAGACCUCUUUGGCUACGCUGCAGCUCUUCAUCUAGUGGACGAUACAGGAGCUUCGUCUGAUUUCCAGCAUGCCAUUCAGAAUACCAAAAUAAUAGUGGGAGCCCCCAACGGGACAUUUCCAGGAGGGCUGACGUUCACAGGAGUGAACGACGCUGAGUCUCUCAACCACACUGGCCUGGUAUAUGUGUGUCCCAUCAGUCCACCAGGCGACUGUGAGGCACUCACAGGAAGUGGGGCCGGCGUCGAUAUACGACUGUUUGACUACGAAGGAAAUGAAGUAGACCGACGCGAAAACCUUCUGGCUGAAUCGAAAGAGGGUCAAUUCCUAGGGUCUACUAUUGUUAGCUCUGGUAAUCGCCUCAUGGUGUGUGCUCCUCGGUGGAUAAGUCUAGAAACGAGAGGGGCGGUGGAUUUCGACCGGACUCGAGGUCACGGGCGAUGCUUUGUCGCGGCGGCGGCGGAAAGAAAUAUGAGUGAUUUUUUCAUCACUCGGCCUUGUGACGGAGGCACACCCUCAUCUGAAGGUGGGAACUCCUACUGCAUGGCCGGGACAUCAGCCGCGCUCCACGAGACAUCCGACACCACAUUCUCAGCUUUCCUCGGAGGUCCACCUUUUUCAUCCAGCAACGGUAUGUGCACAAGCAGUUGA
Molecule: messenger RNA, 961 nt
Organism: Geodia barretti
Lineage: Eukaryota; Metazoa; Porifera; Demospongiae; Tetractinellida; Geodiidae
Source: the annotation of a GenBank genome assembly